CUUCUCCCCCAGUACUUUCGCACAGACCACUAUCAUUCAGCACCACGAACGGCUGACUCCCACGGCCGCACGCCACCGCGUCCCACCUUCUCGGCUACCGGAGAGGAAAACGCUGCAACGCCACUCAACCACCGGGACAACGCCGAUCAACCACUGCACCGCCUUCAGGCGGUCACUGUCAGCCCACACAGCACCCACAGUCGCCCUUGCACAGCGACGAUUCGUCACGGAUCACCACGCUCAGCACCGUGAUUCCUCCACGCUCAAGUCGGACAAUCAUGUCAAAUCCAUUAUCAAAAACCCAUUUGUAACUGCCUCAAGCUGGGCAACAGCUCUUCUUAUCGCUCCCAUGGUUCAGCUCUCGUUGUGGGUGCUACCCCUAUAAGGUGUCAUGCCAAUCCAUCUAUCUUUGAUUUCAAUUUAUCCGGGGUUCUACGCUGUUAUAAAUCAAGCAACCCAAAAUUCAAAUGGGUAUCUACUAUGUUUUUUGUUACUCUGAUUUGGUUGCUGAGAAUAUGUAGGAAUGUGAAAGAAAACAAUAUUUAUGCUAUGGUUGAUAAACGUUUGUAAAUGAAUGAAGAAUUCGAGUCUCUUGUGAUGCGCACCACCUGUUUGAUGAAUUUUCAUAGAGAAGUUGCACAUCGUUAUGAAAUCGAAAUGGCAAAGCCUUUUAUGGCGAACUCUCAAAGCCAAGAAGCACGAACGUCUCUGUCUAUCUCUCUACUGCACAGACUCAGUGCUGCCAAACCCGGCACAAUCCAAGCUGCAGGAGCUUUGUGGUUUUGUUUCGAGCACGAUUGGUGGAUUAGAUGAAUUAGAAUCGAGUCUAAAUAAACUUACAGUUUCUUUAACAUCGUCGCUUGUGACGCAAGUUAUAGACUCUUGCAAGCAUGAAGCACCCAAUAGGAGACUGCUGAGGUUCUUCUUGUGGUCUCGUAAGAAAUUGAAUUGUGGUUUAGAAGACAAGGAUUAUAAUUAUGCCAUUCAGGUGUUUGCCGAGAAGAAUGACCACACAGCAAUGGAUAUAUUGAUUUCGGAUCUUAGGAAGGAGGGUCGGGUGAUGGACACUCAUACUUUUAGUGUUGUAGCUGAGACAUUGGUUAAACUGGGGAAAGAAGAUAAGGCGUUGGGUAUGUUUAAGAACUUGGACAAGUACAAGUGUCUCCAAGAUAAAAUCACAGUCACUGCUAUUGUUAAUGCUUUAUGCACAAAAGGGCAUGCUAGGAGAGCGGAGGGGGUUGUCUGGCACCACAAGGAUAAGAUUUCUGGCGUAGAGCCUUGCAUUUACAGGAGCCUUCUUUAUGGUUGGUCUGAGCAGGAGGAUGUGAAGGAAGCGCGAAGGGUUAUCAAAGAGAUGAAGUCAGCUGGGUUUAUGCCAGAUUUAUUUUGCUAUAACACAUUCCUUAGGUGCCUUUGUGAGAGAAAUCUUAAACGUAAUCCUUCUGGUCUUGUUCCUGAGGCCUUGAAUGUCAUGAUGGAAAUGAGGUCCUACAAGAUUGCCCCAACCUCAAUUAGUUACAAUAUUUUGCUUUCUUGUCUUGGUAGGACAAGAAGAAUCAAGGAAUGUUGUCGAAUUCUUGAGACAAUGAAGAAGUCGGGUUGUUCUCCAGAUUGGACUAGCUAUUAUCUUGUUGCACGGGUAUUGUAUUUGAGUGGGAGAUAUGGUAAUGGUAAUAAGAUAGUGGAUGAGAUGAUUAGGGAAGGGUUGAUACCAGAUCGCAAGUUUUACUAUGAUUUGAUUGGUAUACUAUGUGGACGUGAGAGGGUUAAUUUUGCUCUUGAGCUCUUUGAGCGAAUGAAGAGAAGUUCAUUGGGUGGUUAUGGGCCAGUUUAUGAUGUGCUUAUUCCAAAACUUUGUAGAGGAGGGGACUUCGAGAAGGGUAGAGAGCUCUGGAACGAAGCCAUUGGAAUGGGGGUUUCUCUUCGCUGCUCAAGUGAUCUGUUGGACCCUUCAAUCACUGAGGUUUUUAAGCCGGCAUGGAUAUUGGAGAAGAUCAGCUCUGUGGACCAAAACACAGCCAAGAAGCCAGAGAAAGUUGCACAUAAUAUUGGAAAGGCAAAGAAGAAAAAGAAGACUUCUGCUUCAAGUUGAUAAGCCAGCAAGUUAGCAUUUACUAUCAACAAGAGAAAGAAACACGGCUCAAAUUUGGCGGUGGCACAUGGGACAUGGCACAUGGUGGGAGACAGAAGCGGAGACGGGAUCUUGUGGGUCCUCUGGCCCGAUCGACGUCUCACCCACAUUUUGAAACGCACAUGUCAAUGCAGCACAUCAUUGGACCCCACGUGACGUGAGGCUGACAAGCUUCAAACUCUUCUAUGCU
Molecule: messenger RNA, 2321 nt
Organism: Alnus glutinosa
Lineage: Eukaryota; Viridiplantae; Streptophyta; Magnoliopsida; Fagales; Betulaceae
Product: pentatricopeptide repeat-containing protein At5g61370, mitochondrial
Exons: 2
Coding region: 647-2092 (481 amino acids)
Molecular function (GO): protein binding
Source: RefSeq, a predicted model, not a curated record